CUAAAGAAGAUGAAGGUGUCUGAAAAAUCUCUAAAGUGGAAAGCGGGCUCCUACUAAAUUUAAGCCGCGUGAAGCAUCUAGAUUCAUUUUUUCAAAAAUAUAAAUAGCAGUACUUGCAUUCGUUUUCAAAAUUCGAAACAUCGAAAUCAAAACCCUCAUUUUCCAAAGUCCCGCUUCUUCUUCUCUCUCUCUUUCUUUCUUUCAAUCCCCAUUCCAGAUUUAACAGAGACAGAGUGUGUGUGUGUGUGUGUGUGUGAGAAUCUGUGUUUCUCUUCUCCACCCAGAUCUUACUCCGAUUCCUCAUGGCAACUAUUGAGUCUCUCCCUGAUGCUGUUCUCCAAUACAUUUUGUCCCACAUCAGCAAUGCUCGCGAUGUGGCGGCCUGCAAUUGCGUUUCUAAGCGGUGGAGGGACGCUACGACGUCUGUUAGAGCACUCUACUUCCCUCGCAGCUCGUUUGACAACUAUUCUUCUUCGGGUGGUGUUGGUGAAGCUUCUGACAACAUUGUGAGAAGAAUGGUGUCUAGGGUCUUGCGGUUGGAAGAGCUGAUUGUGUAUAGCCCUUUCUCCCCUUCUGGCUUGGCAUCAUGGCUCUCGCUUGUGGGGCUGUCUCUUCGCCAGCUCGAGCUUCGAAUGGACAACCUUGCUGCCCAUAAUCAAGGCUCCCAUGAGACCCCUUCAAAGUCGGAGUGUGUUGGUGCUGCGAGGAAUUUGGAAUCUCUGAAACUGUGGGGUGUCUUGAUGGUGCAUUCCCCAAAAUGGGAUGUUUUUCCCAAUCUCAAGAACCUGGAAGUAAUUGGUGCAAGAUUGGAGGACCAUGUGUUAACUGCGGUGCUUCAGGCGUGUCCUUUUCUCACCAGGUUGCUGCUGCUUGGAUGUGAAGGGGUUAGAUCAAUCUCAAUUGACCUGCCAUACUUAGAGCAGUGUAAGCUAGAUUUUUAUGGCGUGGGGAACUGUUCACUUACCUUGAACUCCCCGAAAAUUGAAUCCCUUGAGAUACAAGGUUGUAGCUGGAUUAAGGUCUCUGAAACCAAGCAUUUGAGGAACCUUUCAAUAUCCAAUAGUUCAGGGAGAGUAUAUAUGGUUGAUUUUGGAAACCUUUCAGCUCUGGAGUUCCUGUCUAUGAGGGGUGUCCAGUGGUGCUGGGAUGCAAUAUGCAGAAUGCUGAAAUUGGCUAGUGAGGUGAAACAUCUCUACAUGAAGGUUGAAUUCACUGGGGACUUUGAGGCUCUUCAACCCUUUCCAGAGAUUGAUUUUGUUGAUUUUUUCAACAGCCAUCAAAAGCUGAGAAAGUUUGAUAUUCAUGGAGCCAUGUUUGCAGCACUAUGCCAGAAGAACAGCCUCAAACAUGUGGAUUCAGGAUUUGCGAUACCAUUUUUGGAGGAGGUUGUGAUCACAGUGAGGUCACCGCUAAAUGCUGAACAGAAAAUGAGUACUCUUGAAUCCUUGUUGAAGUACGGGAAGAGUCUGAGGACCAUGGUAAUCAAGAUUCUUGAGAUGAAGGCUUGCCAUAACAGCACUGAUGAUUUUUUUGAUGAGAUUUGCAGGUUCAGAUACAUGAACCACAACAUAGUUCGAAUACAAUAAAGCUGAUAAAGGGGCUACUAUUUCUUGAUGUAUUCCUAAUUUUAGACAGUUCAUCUUGGUUUUCUGUUUCAGCUGAGCUGCUUAAACUGAUUAGACUUUUAUCUUUUGCGGGAUCUGAUUAAUUUGUUCUAUGUUUUGUUUUGAACUUCAUUUGAAAAUCGACUCUUGGUUUAGAAAAUUUGGAGAAUGAGUUUAUUUGGUA
Molecule: messenger RNA, 1788 nt
Organism: Lotus japonicus
Lineage: Eukaryota; Viridiplantae; Streptophyta; Magnoliopsida; Fabales; Fabaceae
Product: F-box protein At1g10780-like
Exons: 4
Coding region: 303-1586 (427 amino acids)
Molecular function (GO): protein binding
Source: RefSeq, a predicted model, not a curated record